Molecule: messenger RNA, 1106 nt
Organism: Lycium barbarum (goji berry)
Lineage: Eukaryota; Viridiplantae; Streptophyta; Magnoliopsida; Solanales; Solanaceae
Exons: 1
Coding region: 1-954 (317 amino acids)
Source: RefSeq, a predicted model, not a curated record
AUGUUAUCUUUAAUGGUCAUCUAUGAUGGGGCCAAGACCAGGGUAAGGACUUUGGGAGGCGACUCAGAGCACUUCCCAGUGGUGAUGGGGCUGCAUCAGGGAUCAGCUCUUAGCCCAUUUUUAUUCUCCUUGGUGAUCGAUGGAUUGACGCGACAAAUUCAAGGUGAGGUGCCAUGGUGUAUGUUAUUUGCAGAUGACAUAGUCCUUAUUGACGAGUCUCGCAGCGGGGUUAACGCUAAGCUGGAGGUUUGGAGACAAACUAUGGAGUCUAAAGGGUUCAAGUUGAGUAGGACCAAGACAGAGUACUUGGAGUGCAAGUUCAGUGAUAUAGUACAUGAGGCUGACGUGGAAGUGAAGCUUGGCACCCAGGUCAUACAGAAGAAAGAUAGUUUCAAGUAUCUUGGGUCUAUUAUACAAGGAAAUGGGGAGAUUGAUGAUGACGUCACACAUCGUAUUGGUGCAGGAUGGAUGAAAUGGAGGCUUGCCUCCGGAGUGCUGUGUGACAAGAAGGUGCCACCGAAACUUAAAGGCAAGUUCUACAAAGUGGUGGUUAGACCAGCUAUGUUGUAUGGGGCGGAGUGUUGGCCAGUCAAGAAAUCUCAUGUUCAGAAGAUGAAAGUGGCCGAAAUGAGAAUGCUGCGGUGGAUGUGUGGGCACACUAGGAGUGAUAGGAUUAGGAAUGAAGUCAUCCGAGACAAGGUUGGAAUAGCCUCAGUGGAAGACAAGAUGCGGGAAGCGAGGCUGAGAUGGUUUGGGCAUGUGAUGCGGAGAGAUGAAAAUGCCCCGGUGCGGAGGUGCGAGAGGUUGGCCAGCGACGGCUUCAAAAGAGGUAGAGGUAGGCCGAAGAAGUAUUGGGGGGAAGUGAUUAGACAGGACAUGGCGCAUUUCCUGCUUACGGAGGACAUGACCCUAGAUAGGAGGGUUUGGAGGACUCAUAUUAGGGUAGAAGGAUAGUAGGUAGUUGCGUUUAUCAUCCCUUGAGAGUUGUUAUAUUGUUGUAUAGUUUCUUGUCUCUUGAUUUCUGCGAGUAUCUGCUGGUUAAUAAUGGCUUAUUUACCUUCAUUGUUUUCAUUUUCAUAGUUAUUUAUAGCAGUUAAUUCUCCUUU